GUCCUCUGACUAGACAGGACCACACGACCAGCCCUGGUGACUCCAAAACUCCCUGUGGUACCAGACCAAAGAACCGGAGGCUGAGGCCCAACUCCCUGGACCUGACUGGAGGACAGGGGACUCUCAGGACCAUCACACUCAACUUCACCUCCACCACCAUGCAGGUCCGAGGCCCUGCUCCGAAACGCCCCCCGCCUCCGAACUGCAAACCUGGGAAGACCAGUCAGGCUGUUCCUACCCAGAACCAGAAGAGAUUGGAUGGGGGAGAGGGGGAGGAGGUAGAAGGCGGUAAGGACAGACAGACACCUGCCAAAGAGGUGGAAAGGAGGAGUGUGAACAUCAGUGGUGGAGACACUGAAAGGCCUGCAGCCCACAGUGUUAGUGGAGAUGGAGACGGGGCUGCAGCCCACAGUGUUGGUGGAGAUGGAGACGGGGCUGCAGCCCACAGUGUUGGUGGAGAUGGAGACGGGGCUGCAGCCCACAGUGUUAGUGGAGAUGGAGACGGGGCUGCAGCCCACAGUGUUAGUGGAGAUGGAGACGGGGCUGCAGCCCACAGUGUUAGUGGAGAUGGAGACGGGCCUGCAGCCCACAGUGUUAGUGGAGAUGGAGACGGGGCUGCAGCCCACAGUGUUAGUGGAGAUGGAGACGGGGCUGCAACCCACAGUGUUAGUGGAGAUGGAGACGGGGCUGCAGCCCACAGUGUUGGUGGAGAUGGAGACGGGGCUGCAGCCCACAGUGUUAGUGGAGAUGGAGACGGGGCUGCAGCCCACAGUGUUAGUGGAGAUGGAGACGGGGCUGCAGCCCACAGUGUUGGUGGAGAUGGAGACGGGGCUGCAGCCCACAGUGUUGGUGGAGAUGGAGACGGGGCUGCAGCCCACAGUGUUGGUGGAGAUGGAGACGGGGCUGCAGCCCACAGUGUUGGUGGAGAUGGAGACGGGGCUGCAACCCACAGUGUUAGUGGAGAUGGAGACGGGGCUGCAGCCCACAGUGUUAGUGGAGAUGGAGACGGGGCUGCAGCCCACAGUGUUAGUGGAGAUGGAGACGGGGCUGCAACCCACAGUGUUGGUGGAGAUGGAGACGGGGCUGCAACCCACAGUGUUGGUGGAGAUGGAGACGGGGCUGCAGCCCACAGUGUUAGUGGAGAUGGAGACGGGGCUGCAACCCACAGUGUUAGUGGAGAUGGAGACGGGGCUGCAGCCCACAGUGUUAGUGGAGAUGGAGACGGGGCUGCAACCCACAGUGUUAGUGGAGAUGGAGACGGGGCUGCAGCCCACAGUGUUGGUGGAGAUGGAGACGGGGCUGCAACCCACAGUGUUGGUGGAGAUGGAGACGGGGCUGCAGCCCACAGUGUUGGUGGAGAUGGAGACGGGGCUGCAGCCCACAGUGUUAGUGGAGAUGGAGACGGGGCUGCAACCCACAGUGUUGGUGGAGAUGGAGACGGGGCUGCAGAUUGCAGUGUCUCCAAACAGAGCAGUGUAAGAAACAGCAGUGAAACCGUGGGCGGAGCCGUGAAGAGGACAAGUAUCGUUGAGACUGGCUUUGACCCUCUGUCCAUUAUAGCAGCUGAGACGGAGACAGAGGGUGAUGGGGACAGUAGCAGUACCUCCACAGCCCGCCGGGACCUGGCAGAAGAGAUAGAGAUGUACAUGAAGGUUCUGAGCCCUCUGAGCAGCAGGACCGCCAGCAUGGACCUUCAGAACCCAUCCAGCCCGCUAGUCCACGCCACCUCCACCCCAUCUAAACCCUCCUCCCGCCGACCUCGGCCCCUCAGCCUGACCCACUCCCCCUGUACCUCCCCCCGACCACCUCCUCCCUUACUUCGUGCCAACUCGCACCUCCCCCUCUCCAGGCCCAAAGAACGUCUCCGUCCCUCCUCCCUGGUCUCCCCCUCCUCCCCAACUCUCAGUCUGGACAUGUUUAAGAGCAGCUUCCUGUCAGCAGGGAAGGGGGUGGCUGAGAAGGCCAGCAGGCUCUACUCCCGCCUGUCAUCACAGACAUCACUCUCACAGGAUGUGAACUGCGACCAGAUCAGCGUGUCAUCAAUGACCUCAGUGGACCCAGAAUGCACCUCUCUGUUGGAGGAGGGCUCUGUCCUGGACCCUGAAGGUUUCGCCUCCUCCUACGCCUCGCCCCAGCACGACAGCAUUGCGUGCCUGAGGAGGAGCCCAGCCAGGGGACGCCUCGUCUCUCAGAGCCCCACCUCGCCCUGCAAGGUGUUCUGCCACAACUCCUUCUCUAGUGGUUUGGCUCCUCCAUCUAGAGGUCCCCAGACUCCAGACUCUUCUCCUGAUGCCUCCCGCUUCUACCUCCGUCACCACUACACUACUGAGGUGUUGAUGUCUAGCUGCUGUCGCUGUAAGACAUGUGACUGUCUGGUGUAUGAUGAAGAGAUCAUGGCAGGAUGGACGGCUGAUGACUCCAACCUCAACACCACCUGUCCCUUCUGUGGCUCUUCCUUCCUGCCCUUCCUUACUGUACACAUCAGGGACCUGAGACACAGGACCAGUGACGAGGGUCACCAACCUUUAGGAGAGGACACGGCUGCUUCAGUCAACCCUGAGACUGCAGCUGGAGCACUGACACCCCAGUCAACCACAGCUCUAGCAGCGGAGGAAGAGGACACUGAGGGUGUAGCUGGGUGUCCACAGGACCCUGUCCCAUGCACAACUUCAGAUCCAACCUCAGCCCCAUCUCCAACCUCAGGCCCACCUCCAACCUCAGCCCCAUCUCCAACCUCUCCCCCACCUCCAACAUCUUCCCCACCUCCAGCCUCUCCCCCACCUCCAGCCUCUCCCCCAUCUCCAACCUCAGCCCCAUCUCCAACCUCUCCCCCACCUCCAGCCUCUCCCCCAUCCCCUGCCUCAACUACAACUCGUAGUUCCCCAGUGAGUAGUUCUCCAACCCCAACCCCAUCCCCAUCUCCCCCAGCCCCGGUGACGGUUCCCUACCUGAGUCCCUUGGUUCUGUGGAAAGAGCUAGAGUCUCUGCUGGGUAAUGAGGGGGACCAGGUGAUUAGUUGUCCCAGCAUCGUGGACCAGCACCCUAUCGUGUUCUGGAACCUGGUGUGGUGCUACCGCAGACUGGAACUCCCCUCUCAUCUGCCCGGUCUCAUACUGACCUCACAGCACUGCAGCCAGGGACACGUACCGCAGGUCCCAGCCCAGAGCGUAUCUUCAGAGGACAGUAAACAUGUCCUGGUUCGCAUCCUGUGGGACAACCCGUCACUCCACCAGGACUCUGUCCAGGCCCUAUACAUGCUCUGGCACGCACAUUUCUCUCUCCCCUCAGCCAGUGGAACGGUAUAUGAGGAGGGCCAGCCCCAGGACCAUCUCUUCUCCUCUGAGGUCCUACAGGGUGCAGUGAGGAACAUCCAGAAGGGGGAUGUCUACCAGCCCAUGAGUCAGAUCCUACAGCUGCUGGGACCAGAGCUGGGCUUCAACAGACAGAGGAGUCUGUACAGAGAUCUCCUCUUCCUGGCGUUGACCGCCUUGGGGAAGAGCAACAUCAAUAUUGAUGCGUUUGAUCGUGAGUACAAGGUUGCCUACGACCGCCUCAGCCCCAGCCAAGUGAAGCUGACACACAACUGUGACCGGCCCCCGGGAGCAGGAGUCAUGGAAUGUAGAAGGAUGUUCGGGAAACCCAUUCUGUGACCCCCCC
This is a messenger RNA of Oncorhynchus keta (chum salmon), 3657 nucleotides long. RefSeq names its product C-myc promoter-binding protein-like. The record is from RefSeq and is a predicted model, not a curated record. Gene Ontology annotation, cellular component: cytoplasmic vesicle. Gene Ontology annotation, biological process: regulation of Rab protein signal transduction. Lineage: Eukaryota; Metazoa; Chordata; Actinopteri; Salmoniformes; Salmonidae. The annotation marks the transcript as partial. The transcript has 9 exons.